Messenger RNA from Puccinia graminis f. sp. tritici CRL 75-36-700-3, 2901 nucleotides. RefSeq lists its product as uncharacterized. Bases 1 to 2901 code for a protein of 966 amino acids. Lineage: Eukaryota; Fungi; Basidiomycota; Pucciniomycetes; Pucciniales; Pucciniaceae. The record is from RefSeq and is a predicted model, not a curated record. The transcript has 8 exons.
AUGUUCAAGGCCAUCCUUCAAGGUUUUAACCUUGAUCGAUCGCCCGGUCAAGGUUCUCACCAUAAAUCGGUCAUCGUUAAACGUAUAUACAUAGACGUAUAUGCGCCAGGCCAACCCAUACGACCCAACCCUGGGUCGUAUGGGUUGGCCUGGGGCACAUCGCUCAAGGUUUUAACCUUGAACGAUGACCGAUCAAGGACCCAGGCCUGGGUCCUACGCGCUGACUCAAUCUCCGGGGGCGGGGUUCGGGUCCAUCCCCGCUUGCUGGGUUCCUCACCUCCCAUUCCUCCCCUCCUCCCAUCCAUUCCUACCCUUAACCACCACCUCACUACGACCGACUUGAAUACGAGACCCCGCCGGACCCCACGCGCCCUAUCGCACUCGCCGACCGACCCGACCGGACCCCAGAGCCCCCAAAACCCGUUCGGAGCAGGAGAAUCCACGCCCGCCCGAUUUCAAGCCGAUCCGACCCGAUCCGACCCGAUCCGAUCCGGCACCGAAAAAUUGUUACCUGGGGUCAAAAAUUAUAUCCAGCCAUGUGGAGAGGCCCAAGGCCCUAUGCAACUGAACGGCCCCCAUUUGCCCCAACUCCUCUCAACCAGCCGACCGACACCCCUAAUUUCAUCAACCCCCACCCUCAACCUGGAUAUGUCAACCGGGAAUGAUCAAUCACGUUUGGACCUCUACAUGAAGGCGCAGGAGCUGGAUAGUCACCCGGCAUUGAAACCUAAAGAGCAGGCGCACGUGAAAUGCCUCUUGGCACUUAUCAAGGCAGAUAUUGAGAAUUCGGAUGACGAGGAUGAAGAAGAGCACCAAAGUAGAGACAUUCCGAAUGAUCCACCCUUCUCGGCAAACAGUUUAGCCGGUGCUGGUGCGGCUCAUCAGAUCAGAGAUGAUGCAACAGGUCUUCCUGCUCCCAAUCACUCUCUUCGAUCAACCACACCCUCUGAUCGACCCCCUGUGGAUUUGUCCUUGCCAACCCGUCCCGACCUCAAUUGUCCAACACCGACCCGUGACAUCCAUCGGGAGGGCGACUAUUUUGCAUUGCCAAGUCCGAUCGGCCCCCCUCGCACCGCAUGUUCCUCGUUUGCUAAUUUCUCAAGGGUUGAUCCCCCAUCUGUUGUUGACAAUGGGUUACCAAACGUGCUCAACCCGGCCUAUGCAUACAUCUCUGAUGACCCGCCUCGCCGAAAGAAUGCCAAUGGAGAGACCUCUAUCUUGACAGCUGAAGGGGAUAAAUUAUACGAUUCAAUUAUGGCCUCAGUCAACAAGGAACAGCUACCUCCUCAGAAUAAUCCAGCCCCACCGGUGCCCACCCCUUCAAUCAAUAAACAAGUGCAGCCAGCCCCACCAAAACACCAGACGCAGCGUCGAGAGGUCAUUCACGAGCGACAAGAGAGGCGCCCAAACUACCGCUUUGACAAUGUCAGACUAGAGGGGGUUGAAGACAAUGACACCGCGCGGGGAAAAAGGAAUAGGAUUGAUGACUCUGAUGACGAUGCGGUUGUGGGAGGAGCCACCGGGAAGUCUACAAGAACCAGGAUUGAAGACUCUGAAGGCAACACGGACGCAGAGGGUUCUACCGAUGAAGAAUACGUCUCAAAAGAACAAACUUGCCAGGUUGCGGUCAUUCUGGACCAUGGAAUUGGUCGCCCAGCCCCCUUCAGACAAGGCCCACAGGCUGACCCCAGCCCACACGUUCAUCCGUUGUUGGACGAUUUUGCUUCGUGGGAUUUGUUGAGCAAGAUGAACAUUCCUCGGAGCCCAAUGCAGGGGGGGAGCAGGCAGCCUGCCAGCGGGCCAAGUAGAAAGGGGGCAGGUGGUGAAGGACCUCGUGGGCCUCAGUCGGCACGUGCUCCUUCUGUGGAACUCUUUGUCCCUGGUGUAGUUUUGCCAUCACAGGAGGUCAAUCGAUGGAACACUGAGCUUUCUGGUGGGAUCAAAUGGACACACCAAUCGACUCAAUCCUCCCUUGCGAAUAUCAAGUAUAUACUCGAGCAUUUGCCUCCCCUGAUUUCUGCACACGACGCGAUCCCUAAAGAUUGGAGUCAUCGGAUUUGGAUGGACAUUGAUCGAACAUCAAAGGCUUGUGAAACAGAGGAUAUACUCAAGACUGCGGGGAAUUUGUCUCUCAUCACGUCCGACAUGGUUAACCGGCAACCACACGGCGCGCUACUACCGCACUUGGCCAGCUUUUUUGCCCCUGGGAGAUUGGCAUAUAUUCGACUGCAAGCGGCAUUACAACAGACUUGGGCUAUGCAAAAGAUGACACAGAUGAAAGACACUUGGAUCCCUCAGGCCUUCGACAAUAGUAACAACGUGUAUACGGCCUACACCCAUCUCUGCGACGGGUACGAGAACAUGGGUGGGAAGUUGGGCGACAACUCUGCAUCAGAACCUGGCGUGAUGUUGUUAAUCCAGUAUUUCAUCGGGGCUUUGGCCGGUUUGGCCUACCUUUCUGGUGGCUGCAUUCCCAAACCAAAGCAGACAAAAAUUAAUGUGUACCGCACCAAGCACCACCUUCAUCAUGUCCAGAUGCUUGCAAAUCUCAUGAUUUUUGGUCCAACUGCAGCCUUCACUGCUUAUCGCAUGGGCCCUCACGUUACUCUUUCGAAUGCUCUUUCUUUGUUGGAGGUUGGUGCAAGUCUGCUCAAACAAAAAGUUGAUCACGGAAUCACGGCCCCAAUGCCUCACGCGAUUUUGGACAACCUUUGGCUUUAUUUCUUGAAAUUUAUCAUCAAGAUGGGUUUCACCAAUCUCAACGACGAAGGGGUCCCACAGGUGAAUUGGAAGGACGUGCAUGAGGCGUUCUACCAUGAGUUUGCAACACAUGUGAUAACACACAUGUUUGCACAAGACAUAGAAAUUGCUUUGGCUGAGAAGCGUUUUGGAGUUGAUUAA